Molecule: messenger RNA, 7700 nt
Organism: Tachysurus vachellii
Lineage: Eukaryota; Metazoa; Chordata; Actinopteri; Siluriformes; Bagridae
Product: collagen alpha-6(VI) chain-like
Exons: 38
Coding region: 11-7492 (2493 amino acids)
Molecular function (GO): serine-type endopeptidase inhibitor activity
Source: RefSeq, a predicted model, not a curated record
CACUGAAGCCAUGGAAAAAGUAAAAGGACUGCUGCCUGUCUUCAUUUUAGCAAGUUUUUUUCUUGUGAGCAGUGCGCAAAACACAGGAUGCAAAGCUAGUUUGGCAGACAUUGUGUUCCUUGUGGAUAGCUCUGGUAGCAUUGGUGAUGCAGACUUCCUGAGGGUGAAGAAGUUCCUUCACACAUUCAUAGUGGAUCUUGAUAUUAAUCCCAAUAAAGUCAGAGUAGGACUGGCACAGUUUAGUAAUGAACCUCACCAAGAGUUCCUGUUGGGGAAAUAUGCUGAUAAGAACAACCUGCUGGAGAAGGUAGACAAACUCACCUACCUAAAAGGAGGCACUGAAACCGGAAAAGCUCUGCGCUUUAUUCUAAAUAAUUACUUCACUGAAGCAGGUGGCAGUCGCAUCAAAGAGAAUGUGCCUCAGAUUGCUGUGGUGAUCACAGAUGGUGACUCAGCUGAUGAGACAAAAACUCCAGCUAUGGAGCUACGGAGAAAGGGGGUGUUAAUCUUCAGCAUUGGGGUUGGUGAAGCCAGCAUACUAGGCCUGCAGUCCAUUGCUAAUAAACCAUAUCAGCAUUUUGUACAGAGUUUCGAUGAAUACGAGGGGCUGCUGAAAGCAGCCACCAGCACAGUAGAUAAAUUAUGUAUUUCAGUGGAGGCUCAGCAAGAAGCUUUAGCACCAUCGUUUGCAGAUGUGUUUGUGUUGGUGGACAGCUCAGUUGAGCAGACACAAAAGGUGAUGCAGUUUCUCAACCGCCUAGCCAAUCUACUCAACGUGGGAAGUUCAUCUAAUCGCAUGGCUUUGGCUCAGUUUGGUGAAGAUGUUUCAGUGGAAUUUCGUUUUGAUGCUUACAAAAGUAAAAAUGAAGCACUUGCACUCAUCCGCAAAUUCCGUCUCAGAGGAACUGGACAGCCCAAACUUGGAAAGGCAAUAGAUUAUGUGCACACUCACCUCUUCGACACUGAAGCAGGCAGUCGAAUUGCUCAGGGCUAUAAGCAGUACCUGCUAGUGAUAAGCAAAGGAGAAACUGAUGACAAUAUUCUUACAGCAGUCCAUACAUUAAAGGAUUAUGAAGUGUCUCUUAUCAAUGUUGACUUCAGGAGAGAGUUAAUCGAUCCACAAAAGCCUGUGUUGCCAGGAUAUACCAUCUAUGCUGCACCAAAAAAUGCUGCUGAAAUAGCACAAGAUGUGAAGAUCAUCAUUGAAACUAAAGAACAAAUUGAAGUAACUGGAGACUGCAAGUCAGUUCCGGCAGCUGAUAUAGUGUUUAUUGUGGAUGUAUCAGAUAAUAUCACGCUUCCAAACUUCAGGCUGGUCCGUAACUUUCUCCACCGGAUGAUUAAUGGCUUGGAGAUUGGCUCUGACAGUGUGCGAGUAGGAAUGGUUCUGUACAGUGAUACACCCAAAGCUGAAUUCUACCUAAACACUUUUGAAAACAAAGAGGAGAUCCUGCAAUACAUUAACCUUUUACAAUUUAGGGGUGGGCAAUCCAUUACUAGCAAGGCUCUAAAGUUUGCAAGAGAGAAACUCUUCACCAAAGACACGGGCAGCCGACGUGCCUUAGGAGUGCAGCAGAUUGCUGUGGUCAUAACAGAAGGAGACUUACUGGAUAAUGUCACAUUUCAAGCUUUUCAGCUAAGGCACAGUGGAGUCCAGGUCUAUGCCUUGGGAGUCACGAAAGAUAAUGUGGAACGCUUGGAAGAGAUAGCAUCUUAUCCUCCUGAUAGGUUUGUGUUUAGUGUAGAGAACUUUGCUAAGCUUAAUACAAUGGAAAGAAUUCUGAGGAAAAUUCUGUGCAACAAUAUUGUGCGUUCAGGUGACAAGUCCAGUACAUACAGUGUAAAGCAAGGAUGCACCCAGACAGAAGAAGCAGACAUUUAUUUCCUCAUUGACCAAUCCGGAAGUAUUUAUCCACCAUACUUUGAGGAAAUGAAGAAGUUCAUUGUUAAAUUUCUGCUGAGGUUUACUAUUGGACCAAAACAGGUCCGUGUGGGGGUGGUGAAAUAUUCAGAUCACCACAAGUUAGAAUUUAGUCUAAAUGAUCAUAAUAACAGAGACUCCCUCAUAAGAGCUGUGACCAACAUAAAUCAGGAAUUUGGAAACACAAAUACAGGGAAGGCUUUGUCUUUCAUGAGCCCACUCUUCAAGGAGGCUAAAAAGACUCGUGACAAUAAGGUUCAAGAGAUUCUCAUAGUCAUUACUGAUGGAAAGUCUGAUGAUAGUGUGAAAGAGCCAGCAGUACAGCUGAGAGAACAGGGCGUGACCAUAUACGCCAUUGGAGUGAAAGAUGCCAACAAGGAAGAGCUCUUUGAAAUGGCAGAUGACCAAAAGAGGGUGUACUUCGUCACCAACUAUGAUGCACUAAAUCCUCUCAAGGAAACAAUUGUUAAGGAUAUCUGUUCAGAACAGGCCUGCAAGAACAUGCAGCAGGCAGAUGUCAUUUUUUUGGUUGAUGGUUCGAGGAGGAUUACUAAAGAACAUUUCUCCAAGAUGAAGAAAUUUAUGAAUACAAUAGUUUCCAAUUCUACAAUUGGAAAGGAUGGUGUACACUUUGGCGUAGUGCAGUUCGGCUCAAGCCCACGGGCUGAAUUUGCCCUUAAUGCAUUUUCUGACAAACUAUCGGUGCAACAGGCCAUUACUGACAUGCAACAGCUGGGCGGUGGCACUAUGACCGGGAGUGCACUCGGUAUUUUAUCAGAUUACUUUAGUCCAGCAAAAGGUGGUCGACCCAGCAUUCUACAGAUCCUCAUUGUGAUCACGGGUGGUGAAUCUCAGAAUGCCGUUGCUCAGCCUGCACAAGCCCUCAGAGAAAAGGGUGUUACAAUAUACUCUAUAGGAUUACUUAAUGCUAACAGCAUACAACUGCGAGAGAUCAGCGGAACACAGGAAAAUGUUUAUCUGGAAAGAGAUUUUGAUGCAUUGGACUUAUUAGAUAAAGAUCUCUUGCUUAAGAUCUGCACUUCUGUUGAUGAUUGCCAGAAAUCACAAGUAGCAGAUGUCGUCUUCUUAGUGGAUGAUUCCACAAGCAUUAGCGAUGAUAGCUUUAUGAGUAUGAAGUACUUUAUGAACUCAGUGGUGAACUCCACACAGGUUGGAAGAGACAGUGUCCGUUUUUGUACUAUUCUCUACUCUGAUGGAGCAGAGGCCAAAUUUUCCCUUAAUCAGUACUACAGUAAACGGGAAGUACGGGACGCUAUAAAUAAUCUAAAGCACAGUCGUGGGAACACGUACACGGCCAAAGCACUCCUUUACUCACUGACCUACUUUAGUGAAGCCAGUGGUGGGAGAGGUGCAAAAGGUGUCCCACAAAUGAUGUUCGUCAUCACAGAUGGUGAGGCCACAGACCCACAUGAUUUACCCAAAGCUUCUAAUGAACUUAAAAACUAUGGUAUUAGUGUUUAUGGUAUUGGAGUGGCUCAAGCAAAAACAACUGAGCUAGAAAUCAUAACCAAAGACAAAAACAAGGUCUUCAAGGUUGAUGACUUUGAAGCGUUAAAGGCCCUUCAACAAAACAUUUCCAGUGUGAUCUGCAACAACACAAAACCAGAGUGUGAGAAAGCAUCAGCUGACUUGGUUAUAUUGAUUGAUGGGUCUCUAAGUAUUGAUGAUCUGUCAUGGAAGACCAUGAUCAAUUUUAUGCUUAGCCUCAUCGACAAUCUACGCAUCAAGCAAGAUCUCUUUAGAAUUGGUGUAGCACAGUUCAGUACAGAGUACAGAAAGGAAUUUUACUUGGAUAAAUAUUCUAACGAGCUUGAGAUGAAGAAGGCUAUUCAGGACAUCACGCAAAUUAAAACACAUACACACAUUGGAGCUGCUCUUAAAAAAGUGCAAGAGUUUUUCGACACUAGUAAAGGGAGCCGCAUUCAAGAUGGAAUUUCACAGAACCUACUCUUGAUCACUGAUGGAGAAUCACAGGACAGGAUUGAUGAUGCAGCCGAUAAAUUGAGGGCCAAGGGCAUUCAGAUGUUUGUGAUUGGAAUAGGCAAAGUCUCAGUCCCAGAGCUCAACUACAUUGCUGGGUCACCUGAAAGGGUUUAUACUGUAGACAAUUUUGACCACCUCAAAUUAAACAGAACAACACAGCUGGUGAUCAAUAAAAUUUGCACACACGAUGAAGCAGGGUGCACUGUCGAUAUUGGUAUUGGAUUUGAUAUCUCACAUAGUAGUUCAAGCUCACAGUCACUCUUUAAUAGCCAAUAUAAGCUGCAGGCCUACUUACCUGAGAUUAUAAGAUACAUCUCCACUGUGAACAACUUGUGCUGUGUACCCCAGAUACGAUCUUUGCCAACCAACAUUGGUUACCGUUUGGUUGCUAGCAAUGGCAGGAUAUUGUAUGACCCUAAUUUUGAGCAUUACAAUGAAGAAAUAGUGGCGAAGGUAAUUGCUCAAAUGACUCAAGAACUGGUCUUUAACACCAAACUCCUUGACACUUUUGAGGAAAAGUUUGCUGGUUCUGGAGCUGGUGUAAAGGUAGUGAUCAUUUUCACCGAUGGCCUGGAUGCACCUGUUGAUGACCUCAUAUUUGCGUCCAAGAACCUCAAGAAAAGUGGAGUUCAUGCACUGAUUCCAAUAGCUCUAAUGAGAGACCAAAACCUCAUGGAUCUACAGAAGGUGGCGUUUGGACGAGGAUUUGGCUACCAUGAGCCUCUUAUGGUCAACAUGAAAAAUGUGGGCAGUGCUUUGCAGAAGCAGAUUGAGACUGUGGCCUCGCGAGAGUGCUGUAAUGUGAUGUGUACAUGUUCUGGUCAUGAAGGGGUACAAGGACCUCCAGGACUUCCAGGGACUAAGGGCCCCCCUGGAUGGCGUGGACAUCCUGGAUUUCCUGGAGAAGAAGGAGGAAUUGGGGAGAGAGGGCCACAAGGUCUGAAUGGAACUCAAGGACAUUCAGGCUGCCAUGGGAAAAGAGGUCAAAAGGGUAGCAGAGGCUACACAGGUGAUGCAGGUAUAGAUGGAGAAAAUGGUGUGGGUGGAAUUGAUGGUGAACAGGGUGAGACUGGAUUAGCAGGAUACCCAGGAGAGCGGGGCGAUCCAGGCCACCAAGGCAACAAGGGUAUCCAAGGAAUUCCAGGUGACCCAGGACAAAAAGGACUGCAAGGAGAUCCGGGUGAGUCAGGCAUUGACAACAGUUUGCGUGGACCUAAGGGUGAGAAUGGAUACCCAGGCCCACCGGGACAGCCAGGACUAGAUGGAACUUCAGGCAGGCCUGGAGAUACUGGCAGACCUGGUCAAAAUGGAAGAAGAGGCACUGCGGGUCUAAUAGGUACUCCAGGACCUCCAGGAGAGCCAGGAAUAAGAGGACCCCCUGGAGCUUCAGGGCCACAGGGUCCAGUGGGUCCUGAUGGUAAUUUAGGUCCUGGUGGAAUGCCUGGUUUUCCAGGAUCUCAGGGAUCUCCUGGCACUCAAGGAAAUGUUGGAUCUAAAGGAAGUACAGGGCAGAGGGGACAAAAGGGUCAGCCAGGGGAACCUGGAAAUAAAGGAGCAGCUGGGCCAAUGGGGCCCAGAGGACUUCCAGGAAGUGAUGGUCCAGAUGGAUAUGGGGUACCAGGACUUAAAGGAAAGAAGGGAGAUCCUGGUUUUCCAGGAUAUCCUGGUCUACAGGGUGAUCCGGGAGAUCCUGGGAAAAAUGGAGGUAAUGGUCCUAAAGGCAGAAGAGGAAGAGGGGGAAAUGCAGGCAGGCCAGGAGAACCGGGUAAUCCUGGUGACCUUGGACCAGCUGGACACAGGGGCUCUAAAGGACCACCAGGAACCAGAGCAAUGACUACUUGUCAAUUGAUCAGCUACGUACGAGACAACUGUGUCUGCUGUAAAGAUAAAGCAACUUGCCCUGUCUACCCCACUGAACUGGUGAUUGGUUUGGACAUGUCUGAGGACAUGACUCCUGCAUUAUUUGGGAGAAUGCGCUCAACUCUUCUUUCUCUGUUGGAUAGCAUUGAUAUCUCUGAAAGCAACUGUCCCACAGGGACACGAGUGGCUGUGGUCUCUUACAAUUCAAACACCAAAUACCUCAUUCGUUUUUCUGACUAUCGCCAUAAGAACGACUUGGUGGAAGCUGUGAAGAACAUCCCUCUGGAACGUACAUCCAACAGACGCAAUAUUGGUGCAGCCAUGCGCUUUGUGGGUAGAAAUGUCUUUAAACGUGUUCGCCAGGGGGUUCUGAUCAGGAAGGUGGCGAUCUUCCUUUCUGGUGGACAAUCCCAGGAUGUGACAUCUAUAAUUACGGCUGUUUUGGAAUACAAGGCUCUGGAUAUAAACCUUGGUGUUAUUGGUUUCAGGGAAACUCCUAAUGUUCAGCGUGCUUUUCAGGCCGAUGAGACAGGAAGCUUUAUUAAUGUGCUGGAGAGAUCACAGAACCAGAGUACAGCACUUGAGAAGAUCCAGCGAUGCAUCAUCUGCUUUGAUCCUUGCAAUCCAGCUACAGAUUGUCCCAGCACCAGUGAGAUGCCCACUCCAGAGCAGGUAAACAUGGACGUGGCGUUGUUGGUGGAUGGUUCUCGGAGCAUCCAGGCAGAUCAGUAUGAGGGAGUGAAGCAAGUGUUGGGCGCCGUGUUGGACCAGUUUGUAGUGAGUGAUCAGCCCAGCAAAGCUGACAGACAGGCACGGGUGGCGCUUUACCAGCAGAGCUCAUCAUACAGUGAGGCCCAGGCUUCAGUCAAGCAAAUAUUUAAUUUUCAGCAGUUCCAUGACCGCAACCUGAUGAAGCAGAGCAUCUUUGAAAAUCUACAGCAGACUGGUGGAUACUCCAGGUUGGGUCAUGCCAUAGAACACGUAAUCAUGCAGGGCCUCCUUACUGUUUCCAGGCCUCGAAAAAACAAGAUGUUGCUGCUUAUAGUUGGAGGAGAGGCAGAAUAUUUGGAUAGAGAAAAACUGGACUUUAUCUCCAUGAAAGCAAAGUGUCAGGGUGUGGUGCUUUUCACUCUUACAGUCGGGAAUCACUUUAACAGCACACAGGUGGAGGAGCUUGCCAGCAUUCCCACAGAGCAGCACAUAGUUCACUUGGGCCAUGUAAAGCAAGGAGAACAGGAAUACACUCGACGCUUUAUAAGGACUUUCCUACACAUUCUGAAACGAGACAUGAACACCUAUCCUGCUCCAUUGCUUAAAAAACAAUGUGAGCAACAGCAAGGUCUUAUCCCUGAGGCUGCAAAGAUGACACUCAGUGAUGGGAUUCCUUCGACAACAUUAAUAUACAAAGAGCAUGAAUUAGAGGAGGAGAAAGAAGAAUAUUCAGCUCAUGAAGAAUAUGUUGAACAUACUCAGAUGGAGACUGAAUACGAAACUUGGGACUUGUUGCCUCCAGGACAUAGAGAUUCAAAUGAUGUGUGUUACCUGAAAAAAGAUGUAGGGCCCUGCAAAAAAUAUGUAACCAAAUGGUUCUAUGAUCAAGAGAAGAACAAGUGUAUUCGCUUCAUUUAUGGAGGAUGCAAUGGGAAUCUUAACAGAUUUGACACUCAGUAUGAAUGUGAAACCCGCUGUGUGGACAUUUUCAAAUGAUUCCCUCUUUUCUCUGGUUAUAUACUAAAUGAUGGCACAGUAGUAUGACAAUAUUUUUACUAUGUAAUAUCAAAAUUACUGUACAUUGCACUCAUUAAAGCUCCUGCUUCUUUUUUGCCCUAACUGAAGUAAAAACAUUUACAUUCCACAUCCAUGAAAUGAUAGAAGCAUUUUAUUUUGCUGUAAAUAAAACCUUUAUACUAAGUUA